CGGCGGCGGUUUCACUUUCGAUUCUCGGGAGCAGGGGCGGAGCGGAGCCGCGGAACGGAACGGGGAGGGAGGUUUGCUGGGCCGGGGAUGUUCCUGACUGAACCUGGGGGAAGCGGGGUGCGCAGCGGAGGGGGGGACCCGGUCUGUCACAGUCGGAUGUGGUGAUGUCUCCUCGCAUCCCGUCCGUGGGUCAGGCAUCGGAGAGCAGGACUGGGGUCUAAUCAGUGGUCAGGAUCCGGGCCAGUUGCUGGAUUCAGGGGUCAGCAUGGACAUUCAAGAUGAGCUGAGCUGCUCCAUCUGCCAGACCCUGUUUUCCUGCCCGGUCACUAUCCAAUGUGGCCACAGUUUCUGCACAUCCUGCCUGGAGAAUUACUGGUGCCACCAGAACAGCCUUGACUGUCCCCUCUGCCGCCAGCACUACCCCUCUCGUCCGCAGCUCUGCAAGAACGUGACGCUCAGCCACAUCUGCGAUGUGAUCAGGCAGCGGGGGACCAAGGCUCUGUCCACUUCCUGCUGCCCUUCCCAUGGCGACGAGCUGACCUUCUACUGCUGUGCUGAGGGAUGCCUGAUGUGUGGUCGGUGUGUCUGCCAGGACCAGAUGGAACACAGGAUCCUGCCACUGCAGUGGGCAGUUGAACAGGCUCAGGACUCAAUCCAGAAGCAGGUGGACGCCGUGGAGACGAGUCUGAAGGAGAUGAGCGAAGCAAAGGCGAAGUUGUCACAGCAACUGGCAUCCAUCAGGGAUGAUGUGAGCGAGCGAGGUGCGGGUUUGUUCCAGGCGCUGGAGGGGCUGUUGGUGGCCACGCAGGAGGCGCAGAGGCAGCUGGAGAGUUUGCUGGAGGGAGCAGCCGGAUGUCUGCAGCGUGAGGCCAUGGCAGAGGAUGCUCGGCUGGAGACGCGGGAGCUCCAACUGAAGGAGCGACAGAGGGAGCUCCUCAAAAUGCUCAGCCAGGACACAGUCACACUGCUCCAGGUUUGGCAGACGGAGUGUGGGGUCGAGGAGAGGCCGGCCCCUAUCCACAUCGGGGUGGAGGUGUGGGACGCCCUUGGGGGGCUGCGGGAGGUGGUGUUGGAGCUAACCAAGCGUUUGCAGUCAGAGGUCCAGACUGUCACCCGAGUGUGUUCACCACAACCAGAGCCUGUCUGCACACCAGAGCAUCCAGACAGCCAGACACCAUGUCCAGACGAUCACCCAUCAAAUGCUCCUGCUCCUUCUGGAAUCUUGCAUCCCGAGAGCAGUACCAGCACAGCAGUGGCUGUAGAAUCCACCUCCUGUACGGUCGGUAUGACAGUCACGGAUACAGUCACUGAGACAGACCUCCUGCAGUCACCAGUGCCUCCAGUGCCAGGAGCCAUGGCAGAAGACUGGGCUGACACGGGACCCGUGAACAGGCAGCAGCUGUUGAAGUACUGGACAGCAGUGACCUUUGACCGGAGCACGGCCUCGGACUAUCUGUGGAUCUCAGAGGAGGGUCUGGAGGCCACUAACCUGUGGCCAGAGACUCAGCCGUACGGGGCAGACAAGCACCGCUUCGAGCGCGUGCCGCAGGUGCUGGGUCUGCCGGCGCUGGGGGAGUGCCACUACUGGGAAGUGACAUGGAGCGGGACUCCGGUAGUGGUGGGAGUGGCAUGCCGCUCGCUGCCCCGCCAGGGCCGUGGCACUGGCUGCCUACUGGGCCGCAACCCCUUGUCGUGGGGCCUGGAGCUGUCGCAGGACACGGCCACCCCCUUGCACCAGAAUCAGCCGGGACCCAAAGUCCGCCUGGCGUCCCCCAACAUCGGCCUGUUCCUCGAUCUGCGUCGGCAGUCCCUCGCCCUGUACAGCAUCGGCCAUAACUGCUGGCUCACCCACCUGCACUCCUUCGCCCUCACUGCUCCCCCGCCCCUAAUCCCUGCCUUCUACAUACACAGGGGCACCACUGUCAGCAUCCUUCCCCGAAAUUGAACCCUGGGGGCUGAGGCAGGGUGUUCGUGACAGAGGUCAGAGGUCGGUGAACAAGGUUGGUGUGGCGUCCAGGGGCUGGCACGCAGAGGUUGGGAAAUGUUGGUGGGUCAGAUGUCUGGGAUGGUGAAAGAAAGGCAAACAUCAGGGAACAGGGACACAGGAAUAGUCAAAGCUAGGGGAGUCGGUGUUUUCAGGCAGUCAGAGGGAUCAGGAAUCAGGAUCGGAUCAGGGCAUGAAUGACAGGAACUGUACAGGAGACUCGACUCAAACAUAGAGCAGCAGACAUGAUUUAGCAGUGAGUGGUCACUUCAAUAAUACACUGUAAAACAGCAAGCCAUGAUGGGACAGAUACGGAACACCAGAGGCAACAGGGUAACUGACGGCUUGGAGCAACUGGUUGUGGCCAGCUGGUUCAGUGGGUGAACAAGAACUGUGGAUGAGAGCUGGGUUUAAAUAGGCUGCAAGUGACUUGGUGGCGAUUGAAGGCCUGAUAACCAGUGCUAUAGGUGAAAUGGUCAGAAAAAAAUGGUAGGUGAGGGUUCAAGGGGUCUGCAUGUCCACUCCCAGGCUGUUAACGCACCACCCUCUUCGUCUGUUAAUGUCUCCAAGUGCUGGUCAUUAUCUCCCCUCCCACAUCCCCUACCCAUUCCUCCCCUUUACUCUGCUCCCCUCUCCUAUCCUCGUGCCUCACAGCCCUGUGGUUGUGGAGGUAACGCAGUCCCACGGUCACUCCUAGCUGGGUGCUAGGCAGACUUGGAGCAGGGAGACAGAGCAAUGAAAGGUGGGGUCACGAGGUUCAUUGAAGGGAGACGCGGGGUGGGGGGGGUGGAGGAGGUUGUUAAACCACUCUGUAACCAGGCACAGAAUUAGCAGAAUAAAACCCAUGUCUGGCUGCAGGUUUGGACCCCCGGAGCCUGACAUGACCCAUUAAUAGUGUAAUGCCCUGGUUCACAGCUUCACUGUUAUGCUGGAGGUAUUUCAGUUAGCAGCUCUGCAAGAGCAGUCUCUUCUGCUUUCAGCCUGUUCGGGUUUUUGAAGAUGAGGAAUGAGUGCCAUCCAAUUAGGGUGGCAGAACUGAGGAGAGGUUUUUUUGGUGAGUCACUGAGAUUGGUCUUGGGGCUUUGAAUGAAUGAAUUGACUUUAUUUCUCAGAUCCUUCACACACAUAACAUAAAGAUUUUUACUCCUCGUCUCCAUCUAAAUGUGCAAUCAUAGUAAUUUAUAAUAAAUAGAACGGUCAAUGUAACACAGAAAUACACUCAAAUCAGCGUGAGUUAAUCAGUCUGAUGGCUUGGUGGAAGAAGCUGUCCCAGAGCCUGUUGGGCCUGGCUUUUAUGCUGUGGUACCGUUUCCCGGAUGGUAGCAGCUGGAAUAGACUGUAGCUGGGAUGACUCAGGUCCCCAAUGAUCCUUCGGGCCCUUUUUUCACACCUGUCCUUGUAAAUGUUCUGAAUAGUGGGAAGUUCACAACGACAAACGCGCUGGGCUGUCCACACCACUCUCUGCAGAGUCCUGCGAUUAAGGGAAGUACAGUUCCCAUACCAGGCAGUGAUGCAGCCAGUCAGGAUGCUCUCAGUUGUGCCCCUGUAGGAUUUGGGUGUCCAUACUAAACUAUUUCAACUGUCUGAGGUGAAAGAGGCGGUGUUGUGUCCUUUUCACCACACAGCUGGUGUGUACAGACCAUGUGAGGUCCUCGGUGAUGUGGAUGCUGAGGAACUUAAAGCUGUUUACCCUCUCAACCCCAGGUCUAUUAAUGUCAAUAGGGGUAAGCCUGUCUCCAUUCCUCCUGUAAUCCACAACCAGCUCCUUUAUUUAGCGAUACUGAGGGAGAGGCUGUUUUCUUGACACCACUGUGUCAGAGAGAUGACUUCUUCCCUGUAGGCCACCGCAGUAUUGUUCGGCGGGAGAUGAAGAGAGAAGACACUGGAGAGAACAGAUCGUAGGAUAUGACCUGGUGGGAGACCCGUUUGUUCAAAAUGGAUUGCGAGUGAUGUUUGGAAGGUGGUGAGGGCGUUCACGCUGAUCGAGGGCCCAGUGCGUGAGUGACAGAGAAGUUCCAGAUGAGCUCUAACUUGUGCACAUCUGACUGUUUAAUUAGAAUGGGCCCUUUUCUUUUUGUUUUGUAACCCUUAAGGUUCAUAAAUAUUCCUUUAAUCAUCUGCAGUGUACUGUCUGUCAUUUUGUGGCGCUGAUUUGUAACGGUAGCAAAUUACACGGCAUGCACACAAACCGGGGAUUGGGAUGGGAGAACACCUCAAUCUCAUGAGUUUGGCAAGACCGGAGGGUGUCUUCGCUAGACUUACUCAGCUGAGUAAACCAGCAGGGUUUCCCUGAGAAUGAUCACGGGAAUGAAGGGGUUACUGUAUGAGGUGCGUUUGAUGGCCCUAAGCCUGUACUCACUGGAGUUUAGAAGAAUGGGAGGGAAUCUCAUUGAAACCUAUCGAAUGUUGAAAGGCCUCGACAGUGGAUUUGGAGAGGAUGUUUCCUGUGCUGCACCUGAUGCAGAUGUGACCACCGGGGAGGCACGGGGGAUGUCCAUUUAGAACAGAGAUGAGGAAGAAUUUUUUCCAUGCAGAGGGUGGUGAAUCUGUGGAAUUCAUUGCCACAGACAGUAGUGGAGGCCAAGUCAAUGGGCAUAUCUAAAGCGGAUGUUGAUAGGUUCUUGAUGAAUCAGAACAUCAAAGGUUAUGGAGAGAAACAUUCAUACGCGUGUCCGGGGAAGUUUUAAAAACGCAGUCUCUAUAAUAAAGAGAGGUACCACAGCAGAGUGGUGGUUGUCGGAGCAGGCUGAAUCAGAGUAGAAAGGUUUUGGCUCAACAGGGCUUCGGCAGGAACAGACAGAAGCAAGGUAAGUUCAUUUCUUAUUUCUUUUUUACUUCUUUAACUCUCAGGAAAAUAGGAGGUAUGUCUGCAGAGCCAGUAUUCUGUUCUGGGUGUCAGAUCAGGGAUUUCCAGAUUGCCAGCCUCCCUGAUGGCCACAUCUAUGGAAUUGAGGGAAUCAAGUAGUGAGAUCAUGGAAACUGUACAGAUUGAAAAGGAGGAGGUGCUUGCUGUCUUGAAGAAAAUUAAAGUGGAUAAAUCCCUGGGACCUGACGGUGUUCCCUCGGACCUUGAAGGAGACUAGUGUUGAAAUUGCGGGGACCCUGGCAGAAAUAUUUAAAAUGUCACUGUCUACGGGUGAAGUGCCGGAGGAUUGGAGAGUGGCUCAUGUUGUUCCGUUGUUUAAAAAAGGAUUGAAAAGUAAUUCGGGAAAUUAUAGGCCG
Mobula hypostoma (lesser devil ray) is the source of this 5206-nucleotide messenger RNA. Its product is annotated as E3 ubiquitin-protein ligase TRIM65-like. The record is from RefSeq and is a predicted model, not a curated record. The transcript has 7 exons. NCBI's taxonomy places the organism in Eukaryota, Metazoa, Chordata, Chondrichthyes, Myliobatiformes, Myliobatidae. Gene Ontology annotation, molecular function: protein binding. The coding region runs from base 266 to 1945 and encodes 559 amino acids.